Messenger RNA from Coprinopsis cinerea okayama7#130, 849 nucleotides. RefSeq lists its product as hypothetical. The transcript has a single exon. The record is from RefSeq and is a predicted model, not a curated record. Bases 1 to 849 code for a protein of 282 amino acids. Lineage: Eukaryota; Fungi; Basidiomycota; Agaricomycetes; Agaricales; Psathyrellaceae.
AUGUUUUCCAUGCUCUCUUCAUUCGUUCUCGCAUUGGCCGCACUCGCGCCUACAGCGCAAGCCCACUGCGACCGCUCCUUCCUCGAAUCCAUAACCGCCAACUACGUCGCCGCCCAAACCGCGGGGAGGGUCAACUCGCUCAACAUCUCCUCCUCCGCCGUCUACACCGAAAACUUCCAACCCACCGACAUCACCACCGGCAUCCUCUCCCAACCUCUCAAGAUCGACUCUGUGAAGAGCAUCCAUGAUACCGUCUCCUGUUCUGCUUUCACCGAGCUCAUCGUUACGGACCCUACCCAUCCCUAUGUCAUCGGAACACAGAUUCGGCUAGGCUCGAGCCACGACAAGGGACGCACCCCAAGCAAGGACCUCGAAAUCGUCAAAGUAGAAACCAUCGUCACAGACGAAGGCGACUGGCUCUUCAACGCCACCGGAACACUCUACUGGGCAAGCCAGGAGAGCUGGGACCCCAUCCCCCUCGAGAAACAAGAUACGAGGGAGACGCUCCAAGCAGCCGCCGACGCCUACCUCGACAAAUUCAAAGACAACAGUGUACAAGUCCCCUUCAACAUCCCCUGCGCCCGCCUCGAAGGAGGCCUGUACACUGGCCAAGGUCUCCCCACCGAUUCGUGCGACUUGGGCUUCCCUACCGGAAUCGAUAUGCUCAACCGCCGAUAUGUGAUUGACCCACUUUACGGCGCAAUCGAGGUGAUGUUUAACUUUGGUGGACCGACGAGCAGUCCCGAUAGCCACUUGUUCAGGCUGGAGAAUGGGAAGAUCAGGUACGCGCAUACCAUGACAGUUCUCAAGUGCCCUGGAAUGUUGCCCGAGGACCCGUGUAACGCGUAG